CCUCAUUGCUUUCAAUGUUUUAACUGAAAAAUUGACUGACUUGAGUUCCCACCGAUAGCUGUAGCCAGGAAGGAAGAGAGUUCCUCUUUCUGGUUUCUCUUAGACUUGUACUCGUCCAACAGCAUGGGCAUAUUAGAAAGUACGUUUUGACAGAUUUGGGUAACUUAAUCCAAGAUGAGAUGCACGAAAGCGGGAUGUUCACCGUUUUGAGAGAAGAGGUGACUUUAUUUUAUUCCUUCCAGAAUAUAGUCGGAUGAUCUGCACCUGGAUUUGAUCAACUAAACAGUUGGUAUCGCCGUCGGAACGCUGCCUGGUGUCAAUGUGGCCGAAAGAGAGUAUGAGAAGGCACAGCAGUCACACCUGCAUUUGAAAUUGGCUCCACGCGCAACAACGAGAACAACCUGUUGAAAUGGCCGCAGAAACAAGGUACCCGUCGCGACGACGCUCGUCACGCCAAACCUCUCAGCAACAGCAAAAUGUAUCAGAGUCACCUGUAUCCAUGCCAGCGGCUGCCGCACCCAUGUCACAUAGAACUCGUUCCAAUAUUACCCAAUUUGCAACUCCAGCUGCCCCAUCGGUACUGACCCAAUCACCUACAACACCUCGAUCUGUGAAUCACACAGCGGCAGAUCCAUCCGUUGCUUUUACAAACGCCUCAAAAGAAGAUUCUACAGCCCCAUAUGAAGAGCAACCCACGGUAGAUCCUAAUCUGGCUUCUACUUCAGAGUAUCGGCGCGCAGACAAGAAUAAGAUAUUAUGGUAUGCCACACCACCUGUCAAUAUUACACCAUUACCACAGCCAGUACACAGUGCCAAGUAUCUCUAUUGGAAACGUAUGCAGAAUCAGCAAGAAGCAACGUAGACAGCACAUAAGCCAAUACCAG
Messenger RNA from Umbelopsis ramanniana AG, 884 nucleotides. RefSeq lists its product as uncharacterized. Lineage: Eukaryota; Fungi; Mucoromycota; Umbelopsidomycetes; Umbelopsidales; Umbelopsidaceae. Bases 410 to 862 code for a protein of 150 amino acids. The transcript is spliced from 2 exons. The record is from RefSeq and is a predicted model, not a curated record.